Messenger RNA from Hyla sarda, 1843 nucleotides. It is a transcript of the gene WDR31, whose product is annotated as WD repeat domain 31. Gene Ontology annotation, molecular function: protein binding. NCBI's taxonomy places the organism in Eukaryota, Metazoa, Chordata, Amphibia, Anura, Hylidae. The coding region runs from base 225 to 1256 and encodes 343 amino acids. The transcript is spliced from 10 exons. The record is from RefSeq and is a predicted model, not a curated record.
CAAUGUGUCAGGCAAGACGGGGAGGGUUUUCCAGGAGACGCCCGGUCCCUGGUAACCGGCGCCGCGUUGCUAAGGAGACGGGUGGACGGCGGUAGAAGGUGGCGUGGAGGAUGGAGAAGCCCCGGGGGCAGAAAGAGGCGCCGAGUGGGGCGGCUUCUCUGGAUUCCUGAUGUUUGACCCUUUACUGCUUCACCGCCUUCUGUCAUCCGUCCUCCGCUGGGAUAAUGGGGAAAUUCCAAAGUAAAGUCAAGCGUAACAGCUCUAAAUACAGGGCUGACCGUCAUGUAGAGGAGAGCACGCCGGUGGAGACCAUCCCGCAGUACAGCCGGGUUCACAAUGAUGCCGUCACAUAUAUCGCUGCUCUGAAAUCCGACCUGUGUGUUUCAGGUGGCAAAGACAAGGCUGUCAUUGUCUCUAACUGGAGAACGGGCACCGCCCUGAAGAGAUUUGUGGGGCACAGCCGGGAAGUGUCUAAGGUCGCCUGCGUGUUCGGAUCCAACCGUUUCUUCAGCGCCUCCCGGGAUAAGACCGUUCUCAUGUGGGAUCUUCAUUGUAAAGCCGGCAGCGCUCAAAAGUACAUCGGACAUCAUUUAAUUGUCACUGGAUUAGCAGUAAGCCCUGAUUCUACCAAACUGGUAUCAGGGUCUCGAGACAACACUCUGUGUAAAUGGGACGUAGAGUCUGGACAGUGUCUUCUCAAAGCUGCUGUGUCCAGAAAUCUAGUCACUCACCUGUGCUGGGUCCCGGGAGGGUCCUACAUUGUCCAAACCUCUGAGGAUAAAACUACCCGCGUCUGGGACACCCGUGACCUGCAGGUGGCGCACACGUUCCCUGUGAAGCAGUACAUUCAGAUGCACUGUGAUGUCAGCGAAGAUGGCAAUUACUGUGUGACCAGCAGCAAUGGGUUCGGAGGACAGGGCUGUGAAGCUACGCUGUGGGACCUCCGACAGACUAAGGACCUAGUGUGCGAAUAUAAGGGGCACCUACAAAGCACCACAUCCUGCAUUUUCCUUCCGAAGGGGAUAUGUGACACCCCACUCGUGGCCACCACAUCCCAUGACUGCACGGUGAAGGUUUGGGAGCGAGAUACUGCUGUGUGUGUAAGCAGCCUGUUCCUGGACGGCUCGGGGCCUCUUUCAUCCUUGGCUGUUUGUAAUAACACAUCCAUCCUGUGUGCCAGCUUUAACUCAGGAAUUCAGUCCCUGCACAUAGACUGCAGCAGGGGAACCUCACUACAACAGGUGGCAAAGUUCUAAAUGUGGCGCCGCCCCCGUCACCUAAUGUCAAAUCACUGCAGCAAGGAUCUUCGCAUUGUGUACGGGGCGAGGGGGGGGGGGGCGGCUCAUACCUCCUAGCACUUCUACAGACUGACAGGGGAACGAUGUUGGUCGCACAAGACUAUGGCGCUCCUGUGCGGUCCUGCUGCCAAUGGCGACCUCUGAUGAGAAAUGAUACCCGGCGGCUCAGUGGUUGGCAUUAUAGCACAUGGGCCAGCGUCUGCAAGGGGAUCGUAUGUUCUCUGUGAGCCGCCAUGUACUGAGAUGUAGCACUGCCUAUCCGCGACCUGUCCUUGUGAUGAACACUCACACUUGAAGCCGUUUCCAUUAGUAAAUAAGCACUUAGAUUUGUAGCACCAACCUGAUUUCAUCAAUUGUGACCAAUAUCUUUUUUUGUACAUUUUUUUUUUAUGUUUGUGUAUGUAGAUUAUUAUUGUAUGUUCUGUGUUUUAUUGCAAUGUUCUAUGUUAUAUUUAUGUAGAUUCGGCUUUAAAGAUCAGCAGCUGCCCAUCACCUUUGCAGCUGUUUGUCUUAGUACAGUGGUCUCCAAACUGUGGCCCUCCAGA